AAGAUAGUCAAAAUUAACUUUGAAUUGAAUCCGAUGAAUGAGAUAAGACAGGUUAGUAGGGGCAAUAUAAUAAAAAAAAUAUAAAUUAAACCAUUUUAUUUUAAGAUAAAUGGACCUGCAAAUACAAUAGCCCAUCAAACAAAAAAACUCUAUUCCGAUAAAGCCCAAGCCCAUACCGAAAAGACACCAAAUUUUGACAGGUAUUGGCGCGGCAAUUUGUCCCGCGAAGGGGCGUGUUCCCGCCACCGCCAUGACGACCUCCUCUUUCACAUUCCUAUUUAAUUAACAAACACACCCAUUGUUCCCGCCAUCACCACCUUCUCUCUCUGGCAUUUCUACUUCACAAACAAUGGCACUUUCUCUUGGCCCCGGCAAGUUCUACGGCACCAGCCUCCCACGUCCUCGCAUCUACACCGACGUCAAGUUCAACGACCACCGCGUCGACCCACCUACUCCCGUCAACGAACCCCUAAUGUCCUGGGCCGAAGAGGCCCACUGGUCCAUGGGUGGCCUCAGCUCCAAGCGCCUCCGCCUCCAGGGCAAAAUCGAAGGCAACGUCCAAAAGCUCCGCUCCCAGCGCGAGAAGUCCCAGGCCCAGGCCCAGGCCCAAAGCCCAACCCCAUCGCCUCCUCCCGAUCUCCGCGGAUCCAAAAGAGUUGCCUCGCCUUCUCCACCACCGGCUCCGGUUGUGGCGAAACACCGAAGGUUCAUGGAUCUGAUAGAGGAAGAUGAGGUUGUAGUUGGGAAGGGUCGCUUAGUGAAGAAACUUGGCGAUGAAUUUGAUAGGGUGGCUUCGGAGAAGGAGCGGUCUGAUGCGACGCCGUUCAAGACUCGGACUCGGAGAUUGGUAAAAGGCGGCGAACCUGUGAAGAAGACGCUGCUUCAAGAAACAGAGAAAUCCAAGGGAAAGAGGAGUAGAUCUGAAGCAGAGAACGGGGUUAGAACUUCACCUAGAUUGGCUAAGCGCGUCUCCAACUAAUCAUCUUCUAAUUACGUAUUAGAUGAGAUUAAGAUGCAUGAAAUUCAUCUUCUUUAUAUUCAGAGGACAAAUCAAAUAGAGAAUUUGAUAUAUUACUGUUUAUAUACCGUUUCGAUUCAUAAAAUGUCUUUUCUUUUACUUUUUUAUUUUUA
Molecule: messenger RNA, 1131 nt
Organism: Cajanus cajan (pigeon pea)
Lineage: Eukaryota; Viridiplantae; Streptophyta; Magnoliopsida; Fabales; Fabaceae
Source: RefSeq, a predicted model, not a curated record